This is a messenger RNA of Arvicola amphibius (Eurasian water vole), 3207 nucleotides long. It is a transcript of the gene Trhde, whose product is annotated as thyrotropin releasing hormone degrading enzyme. Gene Ontology annotation, biological process: peptide catabolic process; proteolysis. NCBI's taxonomy places the organism in Eukaryota, Metazoa, Chordata, Mammalia, Rodentia, Cricetidae. Gene Ontology annotation, molecular function: peptide binding; metalloaminopeptidase activity; zinc ion binding. Gene Ontology annotation, cellular component: cytoplasm. The record is from RefSeq and is a predicted model, not a curated record.
AUGGCCCUGGACGGCGAGAGGGGGGAGCAAGAGGAGGAGAAGAAAAAGAAGAAGAAGAAAAAGAAGAGGAAGAAGAAGGAGGAGGAGGGGGCCGAGAAGAGCAGCUCACCCUUUGCAGCUACCAUGGGAGAAGACGACGCCGCGCUCCGGGCAAGCGGCAGGGGGCUCUCGGACCCGUGGGCUGACUCGGUGGGAGUGAGACCCCGCACCACGGAGCGCCACAUCGCGGUACACAAGCGUCUUGUGCUGGCCUUUGCCGUGUCCGUCGUUGCACUGCUGGCGGUCACCAUGCUGGCGGUACUGCUCAGCCUGCGCUUCGACGAGUGUGGAGCCAGCGCGGCUUUGCCGGGCUCCGACGGUGGCCCCGGGGGUUUCCCCGAGCGCGGCGGCGGCAACGGCAGCCACCCAGGAUCCGCCCGGCACAACCACCACUCUGAUGGGGAAUCCUCGCAGCGCGAGACCGGCGAGGUGGACACCCCAGGGACCCCGUCUGCCCUGCCGCCGUCGGAGGAAGAGUCAGAGCAGUGGCAGCCUUGGACACAGUUGCGCCUAUCCGGCCACCUCAAACCACUGCACUACAAUUUGAUGCUCACCGCCUUCAUGGAGAACUUCACCUUCUCCGGGGAGGUCAACGUGGAGAUCGCGUGCCUGAACGCCACCCGCUACGUUGUGCUGCACGCCUCCCGGGUAGCGGUGGAGAAGGUGCAAGUAGCGGAGGACCGGGCUUUCGGGGCUGUCCCGGUAGCAGGCUUUUUCCUUUACCCACAAACCCAGGUCCUGGUGGUGGUGCUGAAUAGAACCCUGGACGCGCAGAGGAAUUACAACCUAAAGAUUAUCUACAAUGCCCUGAUAGAGAAUGAGCUCCUAGGCUUCUUCCGCAGCUCCUACGUGCUCCACGGGGAGAGAAGAUUCCUUGGUGUUACUCAGUUCUCACCUACACAUGCCAGGAAGGCGUUCCCAUGUUUCGAUGAGCCAAUCUACAAGGCCACUUUCAAAAUCAGUAUCAAGCACCAAGCCACCUACUUGUCUCUAUCCAAUAUGCCGGUGGAGACGUCUGUGUUCGAGGAAGACGGAUGGGUAACAGACCACUUUUCCCAGACCCCUCUCAUGUCCACGUAUUAUUUGGCCUGGGCGAUUUGCAACUUCACAUACCGAGAAACUACUACCAAGAGUGGGGUUGUCGUCCGAUUAUAUGCAAGACCCGAUGCUAUCAGAAGAGGAUCCGGGGACUAUGCUCUCCACAUUACAAAGAGAUUAAUAGAAUUUUAUGAAGACUACUUUAAAGUGCCCUAUUCUUUGCCAAAACUAGAUCUGUUAGCUGUGCCUAAGCAUCCGUACGCUGCUAUGGAGAACUGGGGACUAAGUAUUUUUGUGGAACAGAGGAUCCUGCUGGACCCCAGCGUUUCAUCCAUUUCAUAUUUGCUGGAUGUCACCAUGGUCAUUGUUCACGAAAUAUGUCACCAGUGGUUCGGCGACCUCGUGACUCCGGUGUGGUGGGAAGAUGUGUGGUUGAAGGAAGGCUUUGCCCACUACUUUGAAUUUGUGGGCACGGAUUACCUUUAUCCUGGCUGGAACAUGGAAAAGCAGAGAUUUCUGACAGAUGUUCUGCAUGAAGUGAUGCUGCUUGACGGGUUGGCCAGUUCCCAUCCAGUAUCACAGGAAGUGCUCCGGGCAACAGAUAUCGACAGAGUGUUCGACUGGAUCGCUUACAAAAAGGGCGCUGCUUUAAUUAGAAUGCUGGCUAAUUUUAUGGGCCAUUCGGUUUUUCAGAGGGGUUUGCAAGAUUAUUUAACUAUUCACAAGUAUGGCAAUGCAGCCAGAAAUGAUCUUUGGAACACAUUAUCAGAGGCUUUAAAAAGGAAUGGAAAAUACGUGAACAUACAAGAAGUAAUGGACCAGUGGACACUCCAGAUGGGAUACCCUGUUAUCACCAUCCUGGGAAACAUGACAGCAGAAAAUAGAAUAAUUAUCACCCAACAACAUUUCAUUUAUGACAUCAGUGCUAAAACCAAAGCACUCCAACUUCAAAAUAAUAACAGUUACCUGUGGCAGAUUCCAUUAACAAUUGUGGUAGGAAAUAGAAGCCAUGUGUCUUCAGAAGCAAUUAUUUGGGUGUCUAACAAAUCAGAACAUCACAGAAUAACAUACUUGGACAAAGGAAGCUGGAUCCUCGGAAACAUCAAUCAAACGGGCUACUUUAGAGUUAACUAUGACCUAAGGAACUGGAGAUUACUGAUUGAUCAAUUAAUCAGGAACCAUGAGGUGCUUUCCGUCAGUAACCGUGCGGGCUUGAUCGAUGAUUCCUUCAGCCUGGCCAGAGCAGGCUAUUUGCCUCAGAAUAUUCCCCUGGAGAUUAUCAGAUACCUGUCUGAGGAAAAGGAUUUUCUUCCUUGGCACGCUGCCAGCCGAGCUCUUUAUCCUCUGGAUAAAUUACUGGACCGCAUGGAGAACUACAAUGUCUUCAACGAAUACGUUUUAAAACAAGUUGCAACCACGUAUAUCAAGCUUGGAUGGCCAAAAAAGAACUAUCAAUGGAUCUCUCGUUCAAGUACAUCCUACCAACACGAGGAACUCCGGAGAGAAGUGAUCAUGCUGGCAUGACAGCUUCGGAACAAACACUGUCACCAGCAGGCGUCCACCCAUUCCGACUGGAUUUCCAGCAACAGGAACAGAAUACCACUGAAUGUUCGAGACAUCGUUUACUGCACAGGGGUGUCGUUACUGGACGAGGAUGUCUGGGAGUUCAUCUGGAUGAAAUUCCACUCCACCACUGCAGUUUCGGAGAAGAAGAUACUACUGGAGGCUCUAACUUGCAGCGAUGACAGGAAUUUAUUAAAUAGGCUUCUAAAUCUGUCUUUGAAUUCUGAAGUGGUGUUGGAUCAAGAUGCAAUUGAUGUCAUAAUCCACGUAGCCAGAAAUCCACAUGGUCGAGAUCUUGCUUGGAAGUUUUUCAGAGACAAAUGGAAAAUACUAAAUACCAGGUAUGGAGAAGCAUUAUUUAUGAAUUCCAAACUUAUCAGCGGAGUUACAGAAUUUCUUAAUACAGAAGGGGAGCUAAAAGAGCUAAAGAACUUCAUGAAGACCUACGAUGGUGUAGCCUCUGCCUCAUUCUCACGAGCUGUGGAAACCGUGGAAGCCAAUGUGCGCUGGAAAAGGCUUUAUCAAGAUGAGCUGUUCCAAUGGCUGGGAAAAGCCAUGAGGCACUAA